AUGACCAGCAUUACCCUCGACGAAUUGCUCGCGAUGGAAACGAACUGCGACCGUGACGAAGUCGUCGACCUGCGCUCACUCGAGACGGUCUCUAGCUACGAUGAUCACCUCAUGUGCCCCAUCUGUCACUGCCCGUUUGUUCGUCCAGUGCGCCUUCAGUGUGAUCAUGUGUUCUGUCAGAAAUGUCUGAACUCCGCCAUCACGGCCUUCGCCGCCAGUCGAGACGACUUCACCUGUCCCACCUGCCGGACCCCCACGAGGGGUGUCUACCUCAACGUGCCCCGCCUGCUGCUCAACAUGUGCGAUGACAUUAGGGUGCGGUGUCCUUGUCGGAACGAGGGCUGUCAAGAGAUCAUACCCAGAGGCCAUGUUCAGUCCCAUUUCGACAAGUAUUGCGGCUACAGGCUCAUGAAAUGUCCGGACAGCGCGUGCAGCAAGAAGACCCGGAAGAAACACCUCAGCCCUGAGGGCCGGUGUUUGCACGAGCCUCAUCGAUGCCUGCGCUGCGACGAGUAUAUCAUGGAACAAGACUACGAGACCGGUGUCCUCCGUAAAGCACUGAGAGAACACAUCGACACCUGUCCCGAGGUUGUCCAUCCCUGCACCGCAUCGAAAUAUGGCUGUCCUGUCAAGGUCAAGCGCGCAGACCUGGCGACGCACGAGCAAAUUUGCCCGCUGAUUGCCAUGGGCCCGUAUUUCGAGGCGCAGAAUGCACGACUCGACUCCCUCGAGCUAACCAUCCGACAUCUUCAACAACGCAACGAGAUCUUCGAGGACGGGAUCGCCAACAUCCGAUCCACAUUAGUCCAGUCGUCUCGUACUCUAGCCGAGCAGGAAUCUUCUCCGGCCAACUCCGACCCUCGUCAAGAGUCCGCAAACCAAUCUCAAAUCGACAGCUCCAACCUCUACACCGCAACUACAACAAAUUACCUCCUAUCCCUCCACGAAUCUCUCCGCGAGGAGGUCGGACAGCUGUCCCACGCCAUCACCGAUCUUGAUGCCCGCGCCAGCAUGGCACUCAUGAACGAAUGCCUCCGAUUAAAGGAAGACAUGGCGCACACCAACGCAGCCGUCGGUAGCAUUCGCAUGCAGGUGCAAUGGCUCCUGAAUCCGCGUCUGCAUCAGGGCCAGCGCGCCGGUGCACGUCCGAGCAAUGCCAACACCGGAAACGGUAACCCGGCAUCUGCAUCGGGACCCAGUAGCGGAGCCGGUCCAUCAACAGCCUUUCUUCGUCCCCGCCGACUUAGCGACAGCGGACGAGAGGGCACCAAACUAUAG
Molecule: messenger RNA, 1278 nt
Organism: Aspergillus ibericus CBS 121593
Lineage: Eukaryota; Fungi; Ascomycota; Eurotiomycetes; Eurotiales; Aspergillaceae
Product: putative TRAF-like signal transducer
Exons: 2
Coding region: 1-1278 (425 amino acids)
Molecular function (GO): zinc ion binding
Source: RefSeq, a predicted model, not a curated record